AAUUUGGAUACGUAUUAGGUUUCGUCCUUCACAAAUUAAUUAAAGAGUAUGAAACCGCACCCAUUGGGUCACGUUUCCACGGCUGCGAUCGCUCUCCAAGCUGCUGUGUUGGCGGCGUAAUUCAAUCGGUGCCUAACAAGGCCCUGAAGGACGACGCCAAUUCGUUCGCCUAUCUCGCCGUAUUCCGCCGCCUUCCCUCGCUCCCAAACCCUUUCUUCCAUGGAGAGUUUCCGGCACCACCGAUCUCCCAGCUCCGAACGAUUCCUCGCCCUCUUCUCCCCGCCGCCUCCCGACGACUCCAAUCCCACCACUGGCUUCGAGCUCCACGAGGCCGAAGUCCUCUGGACCUUCGCCCCCGACGACGCGGCCCCCCGGCCCGCCGCGACUGCGAACCCUAGCCGCACCCAUUUCCUCCCGCCCUCCGACCGCGCCGCUCUCCGCCGCCCUCUCGACCGGAGCUUCGGGAUCCUUGCGGCCCUGCCGGAGGACGGCUCCCCUGCCCCCGCCGUUGCCUCCCCCGCCCCUCUCCUCCAGCGGAAGCCCUCGAUCUCCUCCGCGUCCUCCUCCGCUUCCAGCACCCCGUCCUCUUCCUCCUCCUCCACCACCGCUGCGCGGAUGAUUUCGGCGAUCCCGAAGCCGAAGCCGGAGUGCUCGCUCUCUGUGCCGGCCGGGAGGACGCACCACCUGGCGCAGUCGCUUCCGGUCAACGUCCCGGUGGUCCCACGAAGGGCAAGGAGGUUCGAGAUGGAGGCCACGGAUGGUGCCGACGAUGGGGAUGGGCACGAGAUCAUGCCGCCUCACGAGAUCGUGGCGCGGACUUUUGGCAGGGAGUCGCCUAUGACGACCUUCUCUGUGCUCGAAGGGGCCGGUAGGACGCUCAAAGGAAGGGAUCUGCGGCGCGUACGUGAUGCUGUCUUUAGGCAGACAGGGUUUCUUGAUUGAUGCAGGAUUCCAGGUUAAGAUUGAUGUGAAGUAGCUAGGAGAUGGUGGGGAAAUUUGCCAUUAUACGCUACCAACCACAUCGAAACCAAAAGCAGAGGCAUUGAAUAGUAUACAGUUCUCAGAAUUGGAGAUUUCAAGGUAGAAGCAAUUGGAUUCAGAAAGGAUGGGUGGCAAAUGCUGAGAAGAAAUACCUCACAUAGUGACUGCCAUGUACUUGUGCAUGUGCAUUUAUUAGUAGUAUGUGCAGGGUAUGAUGGGAGGAAUUGAUGGACCUAUAUUUCACCAUCCCAAAAUUCUUAUGCUUUAGAAGUGGUACCAAAGGUUAUGAGAAGACUGGGCAAAAAUUGAUCUGGGGUCAAGCUGGCACCUACACUCUUGAGUGUCUUGAUGAAGUUGGAAAGAAGUGACACUAAUGCAAACAGUGCAGAGAACACUGCCAUCAUAUUAAUACCGGUUUAUGGGACGAGUUCGGACUCGAGUUUGUAGAGAGCAAUCAGCAACUAUUUUGCUAUCAACUUUCAGAUAACUGAUUUCAUUGACAUGAUGUAUGGAGAGAUGCUGAAUGCUUAUUAUCAACGCUAUUGUAAAUAUUCCAAGCCAUAGGUUGGCGCCGCUCACGUACCUCGACUCGUCGCCUCCCAAGUACGCCACCGCCUGCGCCACAUCCUCCGCCGUCGGCUUCACUCCCUUGAGGUUGGCCGAACUCUCCACAAACGCCUCCGUCGCCGCCUCAUCCAUCCCCACCACGCCCAUCAUCAGCGGAGUCAUCACCCCGUGCGGUGACACGCAGUUCACCCGCACCCCGUGCCCCCCCAGCUCCGCCGCCGCGCUUUUCAUCAGCCCCACCACCGCGUGCUUCGAGCAGACGUACGAGAGCGGCACCACCCCGCCCAGCACCGACGCUGUGCUCCCCGUGAUCACGAUGCUCCCCCGGCGAGCCGGCGCCAUCACCCGCGCCGCGUGCUUCGUCGCCAGGAACGCCCCCACCACGUUGACCGCCAUCACCCGCUCGAACUCCGCCUUGUCGCUGUCGGCGAGGCCCUUCCCGAACUCCCGCAAGGUGCCUGCGUUACUGAACAUGAUGUCGAGCUUCCCGUAACGGGCGACGGCGGUGUCGACGGCGUUCCUCAUGUCGGACUCGUCGGUGACGUCGCAGUGCACGUAGCAGGCAUCAGCGGUGCCGAGAAGGUCGCAGAGGGCGCGGCCUUUGUCGUCUUGGAUGUCCGCGAUGACGACUCGGGCGCCGUAGCGGACGAACAGUUUGGCGGUGGACUCUCCGAUGCCGCUCGCCCCGCCGGUGAUCACCGCAACCUUCCCUUCAAGUCUGACCCCAUAACAGAAGCACUGGUUUGUCACUUUCCGCUCGAUCUAUAAAUCUUUACAGUUUUAUUA
This is a messenger RNA of Musa acuminata AAA Group (dessert banana), 2334 nucleotides long. Its product is annotated as protein S40-7. The record is from RefSeq and is a predicted model, not a curated record. The coding region runs from base 220 to 942 and encodes 240 amino acids. The transcript has 6 exons. NCBI's taxonomy places the organism in Eukaryota, Viridiplantae, Streptophyta, Magnoliopsida, Zingiberales, Musaceae.